Messenger RNA from Dictyostelium discoideum AX4, 2124 nucleotides. RefSeq lists its product as hypothetical. Bases 1 to 2124 code for a protein of 707 amino acids. The transcript has 2 exons. NCBI's taxonomy places the organism in Eukaryota, Evosea, Eumycetozoa, Dictyosteliales, Dictyosteliaceae. The record is from RefSeq and is a predicted model, not a curated record.
AUGGAAAUUGAUAAUUUAUUUUUUUACUGUUGGAGAAAUGUUUAUAUUAGAGGUUUAAUAUUUAAUUUUAUUAAAACCAAUAAAACAGAAUUAAUAAAUCCAAAUUUUGGUAUUUACAAUUAUUAUCAAAUGAAUGAUGUAAAUUUAAUGGCAACAAAUAAAGGAUUAAAGCAAUUGUUAGUUGAAAAGGUUGAAAAAAAAUAUCAUUUAAAUUUUAAUUUUUCAAAAUCUGGAAUUCCUUUUGAAAAUAUUUUUAAAAAUUUUAAAAAUGAAACUGAUAAAGAAUUUUUUAAUAAUCUAUUCAAAAAUUAUCCAAAUUAUUUUUUAUCUUCAAUUGAUAUAACAGCAGAAUAUUCAAUGGCCUGUGAUUGUGUUGUUGCAUUCCAAGUUUUAGUAAAUAAUUUUAAUUAUACUCCAAUUAAUUGUAAACAAUUAUUUAUUGAUUCAAUUUUAAAAGGUUCUAUCGAAACUUCAAAAUUAAUAAAUGAAAAGUUUAAUCCAAAACUAAACCAAAUUGAUUAUGAUGAAAUUUGGAAAUUAUUAUUAAAUAAGAAUGUUGACCUUGUAAUAGAAGAAACUAUUCCAAAUAAUGACCCAAUUGGUAAAAUUAAUAAAUCAAUUGAAUAUUUAGUAAAAGAAUUAAAUGCACCCUUACCACCACCUAUCGAUAAUAAUUCAUUUAAAUGUUUUAUUGAUUUUUCAAUUAAAAAUAGAAAUCUUGAAUAUAUUUUAUCAACUUGUUAUUCAAUUUCCUAUUUAAAAUCAUCUUUGGAAUUAUUUAUUUCUCCAUUUCCAAAUUUAACCAAUUCAUUUAAAAUUUUAACAAUUAAAGAAUUGGAUGAAAUUAAAAUGAAAUUAACUAGACAAGAAUUAGAAAGUAAUGUACAAGAUAUUGAAACUAAUAAUGAAAUAAUUUCAAAAUUAGUUGGAAUGGCUUCAAAAUUUACAAUUGAAAAUGUUGAUUUAAUGGAACUUGAACCACAUCAAAAAGGUAAAUCAAUUAUAAUCACUGGUAAAGAAUCAUUUAAAAUUUUUAGAUCAUGUAAAAAUAAUAUUGAAAAUGUUUUUAAAAUAAUGGUACAAGAUAUUAUUGAUAAUUUCACAUUUAGAACUAAACCAUUAACUGAGAUUCAUUCAGUUUUAGAUAUUAUUAAAUUUUUAGCUACUUUUGGUGAUACAAAAUUAGUUUUAGAAUUAUUUGCAGAAAUUAAUAAAAACUAUGUAAUAGUUUCAGGGUACCCAAAUCAAGCAUAUUCUCUAGUAACUUCAACUGAAAUGUUUGAUAUUAUAUUUUUUAAAUUUAAAAAUGCAUUUAGAUUAAAUGAAAUUUAUGAUCUUGUUGAUUCAAAUAAUGAUAGAACAAAUACUUAUUUAAUUUUAGAUCAUUUUAAAUCAAAAUAUCCAAAUGAAUAUAAUAAAGUAGUAGCACAUUAUAAUCCAUUGCCAAAUCAUUUAUUAAAUGAAUUUAUUUUCAAUAAUUUAGAAGAACAUAAACAAAAACUAAUUGAAAGUGAAUGUUGGCUAAAUAGAGUAAGAAAUGGUGUUGUACCAUUAGAACAUUUUAAAAAACUUUUAGAAAUCACUCCAGAUGAUCAAGAAUAUCAUUGUUUUGAAAGUAGUGAAAUUUUUAAUUAUGUUUUCAAUCAACGUAUGCAUGAUAUUGAAAAUGGUAGAUUUCAAUUAACUCAAAGAUCAAAUUUAUUAAAUUAUUAUGUUACUGGUAAAUUAGAAACAACAAUUUUAAAUUAUAUUGAAAAACCAAUAAAUUUUCCAAAUUUAAAUAGUUGUAUAGAUUUAUUAAUUAAAUUUAAUGAUUUAAUUUCAUUGAAAUUCAUUUUUGAUUAUUUUAAUUUACCAAAUUGUUCAAAUUAUCAAAUAUUCUUUAAAAAUCAUUUAAUAUUGAUAUCAGAACAAAAUAAUUUACAAGUUUUAUCAUUUAUUUUUCAAAAUUAUCCAACAUUACUAACUCAAGAAAAUUUACAAUUCUUAUUUAAUCAUUGUUAUCAAAAAACUGCCUCGAUUGAAAUAAUUAAUUAUAUUAUUAAAUCAAUUAGAUUUAAACCAAAUUUAUUAAAUUUAUAUUCUAUUCCGAUUGUAAAAAAUUAUUUUAAUUUUUCAAAUUAA